AAGAAGAAGAAUGCAACACUACAAUUAAAUAAAUUCGGUAUGUCUUGGCUUUGGGUCAAAGAGAAAAAACAGCAUGGUUCUCGCGUUUGGACCUUGCAACCCGCACGCUUUGCUCACGUGACUUCAAAGUCUAUUCAAGUCUAUUCUUUGCCUCUUUAUAAAUAAAGCCCCCCAUACCAUUUUCCUUCUCCGUUCGGAUCAAAAGUACAACUAACUAGUAGUACUACUCAUCUAAAACUCUUCUCUCAUACAAAUUCAUCUUUUCCUGUGCCUCUCUGUUGAUUAUCCCAAAAAUACUUUUCUUCUUAAUUCCACCAUGUCUGCAUUUGGAAAAUUGGUUGUAAUAAUGGUUAUGGCUAUGGUAGCCAUUAGCUUAGAUAAAGCUUAUGCCGGAGACCCAGACAUGCUUCAAGAUGUUUGUGUUGCUGAUCUUAAUUCCAGCUUUAGCGUAAAUGGAUAUCUUUGCAAGAAGAACUUUUCAGAAAUAGACUUUUCAUCAAUGGUCAUAGCAAAGCCAGGAGCAACCAACAACACAUUUGGUUCCUUAGUCACAGGUGCAAAUGUCAUGAAAGUCCCUGGCCUUAACACACUUGGUGUGUCGAUGGCUCGUAUCGACUAUGCCCCUGGUGGAAUUAACCCACCUCACACUCAUCCCCGUGCCACUGAAAUGGUCUUUGUCUUGGAGGGUGAAUUAGAUGUUGGUUUUAUUACAACAUCUAAUGUUUUGGUCUCAAAGCAUAUUGUUAAAGGUGAAGUGUUUGCUUUCCCUAGAGGACUAGUACACUUCCAGCAGAACAAUGGUGAUGUUCCAGUAGCCGUCAUCUCGGCCUUCAACAGCCAGUUGCCGGGGACACAAUCGAUUGCAACAACGUUGUUUGCUUCCACACCAACUGUUCCUGAUCAUGUCUUGACCAAAACAUUCCAAGUUGGUACAAAGCAGAUCGAGAAAAUUAAGUCAAGGUUGGCACCUAAGAAGUAAAUGUUUCGUUAAUUAAGGGUUCUUGUGACAAUAAUUUACUUUGUUGAGGUGGUUAAUUGUGACAACAAUUGGUGUGUUUAUAUACGAUGGGGUCGGAUUGGAUUUUUUUUUUCUUUUUUUUUUUUGGUUUUUUAUAUUCAUCUCCAAUAAUGUUGUAACAGCCUAAUGUUUCUCUGUUGGUCAAGAAUAAAUGUGAUCCUUCUCUUUCUAA
Capsicum annuum is the source of this 1190-nucleotide messenger RNA. RefSeq names its product nectarin-1. Gene Ontology annotation, biological process: regulation of root development; plasmodesmata-mediated intercellular transport. The transcript has 2 exons. Gene Ontology annotation, molecular function: manganese ion binding. Gene Ontology annotation, cellular component: plasmodesma; cell wall. Lineage: Eukaryota; Viridiplantae; Streptophyta; Magnoliopsida; Solanales; Solanaceae. The record is from RefSeq and is a predicted model, not a curated record. The coding region runs from base 317 to 979 and encodes 220 amino acids.